GCUGCUGCUGCCACCGCCGCCCCGGCAGGUGUUCAAGCCAUGCCGGCCUUCAGCCCCGCCGCUCUAGGCUCCCGACAAGCCAGACCGCGGGCGAUCCGCCGAGAGGAAGGAGGCCGAAAACGCACCUGCCGCGCUUCACACAACGCGCCGUCGCAGCGCCCGCCCGCGCCGGGCCCGACACGCUCACGCAGCGCCGCCAAUGGACGCGCGGAACACGCAGGGCCCCGCCCCCGCCCGGGCCCUGGGCCCCGCCUCUCGGCCGUUGAAGGGAGAGCGCCCCUCUGUCUGGGGGCUUUAAUCUCGGCCAUAGCAGUCGAAUGCCAAAGAGCUUGGCAGCUGGAAGAUGUACACCGAAAAAAAAGAAAAAUUUUAAAGAGGAAAAGGGAAGCCAAAUUCCAGUUUAGAGGUGCGAUAAUAUCAAGGCCACAUACACUACCCUCUCCAAUCUGCCUGCAGAAGCAUGGCUUUUUAAUAAAUACUGGUUGA
Phacochoerus africanus (Common warthog) is the source of this 486-nucleotide messenger RNA. RefSeq lists its product as uncharacterized. Bases 40 to 486 code for a protein of 148 amino acids. The transcript has a single exon. NCBI's taxonomy places the organism in Eukaryota, Metazoa, Chordata, Mammalia, Artiodactyla, Suidae. The record is from RefSeq and is a predicted model, not a curated record.